AUGUCUCUCUUACAAAAUCUGGCUUAUAAAGAAUAUAAACAUUCUUUAAGCUUGAGCCAUGAACAAUGUGAAGUUAUAGCAAAGUUAGCAGAUCUAAAAAUAACUUUUAGUGAAACUAAAUGCCCAGGAGAAUUGUUAAUGAAGCUUCUAGAUAGAAAAGGAUACUCAGUACCACAGUACAAACAAUUUUUAACUACCGCUUUGCACACGAAAACUGUUUUAACAUACUAUCAGCCGCAAUCAAAAGUUGCCAUAUUAAUUGCUAAUGACAAUUAUGAACACUUAUCCAAAUUAGCCACUCCAUCUAAAGAUUGUGAGUCCCUGGGAUCGAGUUUAAGGAAUCUGGGAUUUAUUACUGUCUCCAUAAGAAAUACUACAAGUGUUGAACUCAAAGCAAUUAUAGCUACGGUAAUUGGUUUAAUUCCGGAAAAUUCAUAUUGUCUUAUCUUCUAUGCAGGGCAUGGCUGUGAACUAUGUAAUACAAAAUGUUUACUAGGCAUUGAUUGUCCAUCUGAAGAUAUAUCUCUUACACAUUGUGUUACUGAGAAUUGGUUAUUACAAGAGGUAUAUAAAUGUAGAGCUGAGUUGUGCAUUCUCCUAAUGGAUAUGUGCAGAUUGUGUUUGGAUAGAAAUUCUAAUCCAGAUAUCUUCAAUAACUUAUGCAAUAUAGAAGAAUACUCAAUUCAUAGUAACCUACUAAUUGGGUACUCUACACAGUCAUCUAAGGCUGCUUAUGAGGUAUUACAAAUUGAAUGUUCUACGACCAUUGAUAAUGAGGUUACAUAUGAACUGAAAACUGGUGAUAUGGAUAAAAUAGUACCAGCGGCCAGUCAAUAUGUAAACGCACUUUGUUCCAGAUUGACAGAAAACUUUGAUGUUAAUACACUGUUAGACAAAGUGCAUGGAGAUUUAGAAUGCUGCAUGAAAAAGCAAAGACCUAUAAAAGUUCAGUGUGGUGUUUCAAAAAGAUCUUUGUAUGAUCCCGUUAAAGAUUCAGAAGAUACAAUAGUCCUGUUAAGUAAAAUAAGAGUGGCUUGUGAAAAAUUUCAUAAUCAAUGUGAUGUGUUUUAA
Messenger RNA from Leptosia nina, 1071 nucleotides. The record is from the annotation of a GenBank genome assembly. Lineage: Eukaryota; Metazoa; Arthropoda; Insecta; Lepidoptera; Pieridae.